Fonsecaea nubica is the source of this 1758-nucleotide messenger RNA. RefSeq lists its product as hypothetical. Lineage: Eukaryota; Fungi; Ascomycota; Eurotiomycetes; Chaetothyriales; Herpotrichiellaceae. Gene Ontology annotation, molecular function: ATP-dependent protein folding chaperone; ATP binding. The record is from RefSeq and is a predicted model, not a curated record. Bases 1 to 1758 code for a protein of 585 amino acids. The transcript has 10 exons.
AUGCACGUUCCAUCAGAUACAUCUGACGACCUCGACGAAUUCAACAACCUGAGUCUUGACUUUGAGGAUACGAGAGAUCGAUUGAUAAUUGCGCUUGACUUUGGGACCACGUAUAGCGGAAUCUCUUAUGCCUUCACUACCGAUCCUGAAAAGGUAUUUACAGUCGACUCCUGGCCAGGCGGUGACAGGAUUGCUCCAAAGACACCGACUCCCCUUCAGUAUGAACCAGGUUCAGAUACAAACUUCAAAUGGGGCUACGAGCUUGACCACCGGCAAGGGGAGAAGAUCGAGUGCAUCAAACUGAUGCUCGACCCCGAUCAGCCAAGGCCAUACUUCAUCCCCGUAGAUGUCCAGGCCGAAAUUGCAAAACUCCCAAAGCCUGUUGUCGAAGUGGCGAGUGACUACAUCCGUGCGAUCUUCGAGCAUGCUGUCAAAGAAAUCGAGUGCACAUUCCUGGAUCGAGAAUUCAUCGACAACUACGAUAAACAAUAUGUCCUUACAGUCCCAGCGGUGUGGUCUGACAAGGCGAAAUAUUUGACCUCGAAGGCUGCUCGAGAUGCUGGCAUCUCACCUGUACACAUGGUAACGGAGCCGGAAGCAGGAGCUUUGUUUACGUUGAAUCAAAUCAAGAACCAAGGGCUCAAGGUUCAUGAUGCAGUUGUCAUUUGUGAUGCUGGCGGUGGAACUGUUGACCUGAUCUCGUACGAGAUCCUCAACUUCGCGCCCUUUGAACUGAAAGCUAUCACCAAACCAUCUGGUAGUGUCGCUGGCAGUACCGUGAUCAAUCAGCUGCUCGAACAAGAAAUUCGACAAGUGGUUGGAGAUAAAGCCUUCGUCUCGUUGAAAAAGACUGAAGCAUACCGGAGCGCUCUGAAAGAAUUCGAUGUGGCCAUCAAAGUCGGCUUUGGUGGCAGGGAUGACAAGAACAAGUAUCUAAGCUUUCCAAGGGCAAAGCUCAAAGACAAUCCCGGAAAGGGUUUGGUCAGGGAUUCGAUGACACUGUCCGCAGGCACCAUGUUGCGGCUCUUCGAUCCCGUUAUCCGUGAGGUGAAUCGCUUGAUCGCCGAGCAGGUUAAUGCGGUCAAGAUUGAGCGUUUACAAGCCAGUCCACCCAAUCCACAUGGCGUCAAGGCGAUUUUCCUCAUUGGCGGAUUUGGAGCAAGCGCCUAUUUGAAGGAAGCGGUGCGAGAUUCGAACCCUGGGAUCACGGUAAUUCAGCCAAAGGAUGCAGGCGCGGUUUUGAGUCAAUUGACAACAUUGGCGCCCAAGGUGGUUGCGACGAAAGCCGCGAAACAUUAUGGCACAAUGGCCUACAGUCUCUGGGACCCCAUCAGAGACAGAGGUUUCGCCAAGCAUUGGAAUGAAUGGUCAGAGAAGGAGGAAUGCGACACCAUGCAUUGGUUCAUAUACAUGGAUGACGACCUACGACGCGGUGGAAAAACAAAACUCGCCUUUGUUCGACUUUUUGCAGGCCACCGUCCCCGUGGAUCGUUACUCAGAGUUCGAAAUGAACUCUAUGAGUCUACUUCACCAACGCCGCCAAAGCAUCCCGUGAGCAUUACCCUCAAUUGUGUGCUCGAGACGGAUUUGCGCGUGGUGCCCAAGAGACUGUUCAAGAAAAAGUAUCGACGUUCUGACGGAGAGCCUUACUGCCGGCUGUCAUACGAGCUGCAGGUGGAGAAUACCGAGUCCGGACUGAUGAAGUAUUCGCUAUUGAUCGAGGGCAAAGAGUAUUCUGCUGUAGAAGCCAUAUAUUGA